GUCACAGUCGAGCAGUAGACACCUAAUUCUUUGGAUGUUGACAUCUCAUUCAAUCCACUCAAAAUAAGGAUUCGUGAAGUAAUUGCUGGUGGCCUGUGACGAGUACCAUAGAGUCUUCUAGAUAGCUGGUUUGGUGGCAUCAGUGGCCGUCGGCACCCCGCCAAGCGAAGGUCAACAGCCUUACGACAUAUUGUGUACCUUGAGUGGCCUCUGUGAUUAUCCUACCAGUUUGUUGACGGCAGCCUACAUCCUCCCGUCCAACUCCUCUGUACAAUUUGGCCUUCAUCAACAUGUCUCUCUCCGACUCCAGAAAGCGCCUGGCUCUGUCCAUAUUAGACUUCCUCUCGACAUCGCUCAAAGAUGGCACUCUCACUGCAGACGAUGCGGACAACAUUGAAAUUGCCAGCAACUGCAUCGCAGAGGCAUUCAAGGUCGACCCGACCGACAAAGCUGCCAUGUCCGAGGCUGUCGGAUCACAGUCCCUACUCAAGAUCUUCCAAGUCUACGAAAAGUUGAACGGAAAAGGCGCAGCCACCGAGACAGCCGCUCCUCCCAAACCUGCCGAACCCGCCGCGAUCAACCCAGAAGCAGAGAAACUCAAGAGCGCUGGCAAUUCUGCUAUGCAACAAAAGGACUACAAGACUGCGAUCGAGAAAUACACCGAAGCCAUCAAAUUCGCGCCCACCAAUCCCAUCUACCUGUCCAAUCGUGCUGCAGCCUAUUCUGCAAGUGGUGAUCAUGCUUCUGCCGUCCGAGAUGCUGAGCUGGCCGUCGCUGCCGAUCCCAAGUACACAAAGGCCUGGUCAAGACUAGGUCUGGCAAGAUUUGCUAUGGGCGAUGCUAAGGGAAGCGUCGAAGCAUAUCAACAAGGCAUCGACUUUGAGGGCAACGGAGGCAGCGAAGCCAUGAAAAAGGGUUUGGAGACGGCAAAGAAAGAGUUGGCACGAAUGGAAGCCGAGGAAGUCAACAUGCCCGAGGAUGACGUGGAUGAUGCAAAUGGCAACACUCGAGGAGGUGGUGGAAUGCCUGAUCUGGCUGGCUUGGCCAGCAUGUUUGGCGGUGGUGGUGCUGGCGGCGCAGGAGGAGGCGGAGGUGGGUUUGACUUGGGAAGCAUCAUGAACAACCCCAUGUUUGCGUCCAUGGCACAAAACAUCAUGCGCAACCCUGAAGCUUUGAGUGGUCUUAUGAGCAACCCUACAAUUCAGAACAUGAUGAACAGCAGGGGUGGCGGCGGCGGCGGUGGUGGUAUGCCGGACAUGAGUCAAAUCCAGCAAAUGAUGCAGGAUCCUGCCCUUUCCAAUUUGGCACAACAAUUCAUGGGUGGAGGUGCUGGCAGAGGUGGAGGCCCUGGUGCAGGCGCUGGUCGAGAUGGCGGAAGAUGAAUAAUGAUAUCAGGUCUGACAUUUGCUGAAUAGUCGACCAGGAGACAUGAUACACCCAAUACAUCGGCUGAAUUUGAUGUUUUUACAUGUGAGCACAAACCAUGAUCCAGCGCAGCCCAGCUGUCAGCCUGUUUGCGACUGGGCUGCCCAUCACCCUGCUAUGUGAAGGAUAGUAUCUUGCGCGACCCAGAUACUUAGGAGGAUUGUCAUUCCUUUCGGUGCACCUUACCUCUCGACGUCUCUCGAAGUGCUUACAGGUACCGCGCGGGCCUACAUACUACCAGAACUCCUGUAGGACGAGUAGAGUUGCGAAAUACCCUAAGCAAUAGUAGAACGAGAUCCGGCAAAA
Exophiala xenobiotica is the source of this 1731-nucleotide messenger RNA. RefSeq lists its product as uncharacterized. Gene Ontology annotation, biological process: post-translational protein targeting to endoplasmic reticulum membrane. The record is from RefSeq and is a predicted model, not a curated record. The transcript is spliced from 3 exons. NCBI's taxonomy places the organism in Eukaryota, Fungi, Ascomycota, Eurotiomycetes, Chaetothyriales, Herpotrichiellaceae. Gene Ontology annotation, molecular function: molecular adaptor activity; protein binding. Gene Ontology annotation, cellular component: TRC complex; membrane. Bases 291 to 1382 code for a protein of 363 amino acids.